AUGACCGUCCACAUCACUUCAGCAGCGCAAUGGCGCCAGAUACUCAGCUCCUCCAGCGUUGUCAUCACCGACUUCUACGCUGACUGGUGCGGCCCAUGCAAGAUGAUUGCGCCGACUUUCGAAUCGCUCUCGACCAAGUACUCCAAGCCGAACAGGAUCACAUUCUGCAAAGUCGACGUCGACAGCCAGCGCGAGAUCGCCCAGCAGUAUGCCGUCAGCGCCAUGCCCACCUUCCUCAUCCUGAAGAGUGGAUCCGUCGUCGAGACCAUCAAGGGUGCCAACCCUCCCGCCCUGACGGCCGCCGUCGAGAGGGCAGUCAAGCUAGCCGGCCCGGCCGCCGGCGGAGGUGCGGCUUUCUCCGGUGGUGGGCAGAGGCUGGGUGGCGGAGGUGGAUCUGGUACCACGUCCGGCCCGCGACAGUUCCAACGGCCAGGGAACUGGGAUUUGAACAGCAUCAUCAACUCCAUCAUCGUGUUCUUUGGUUUAUACUUUGUGUCGCUAUUCUCUUUCGAUCCAUACAAAGCCGCCGAAUCGUCAAAAUACAACAUCAAGAAUCCUCCGGCCCGUACUGUCAACGCGAAACCGGCAGAAACGCCAGCAUCUUCCCAGGGACCCUCACAAUCGCCGACCGAACCAGCAGCCCCUGCAGACACCCACGAGACCACUUCAGAAGAUGCACCCCUCGAGUACCCUGCACGACCCGAAGGGGAUGCAACACCAGAGGAGAUCGAGAAAUUUGUGCGCGAGACAAAGGCCACCUUUGGAGAUACUCUGCCACCGCACUUCCUCUACGAGGAAGAGUACCAGGUGUACGAGCGGCUCUUCGGACCCCCGUUGCGCGCGACCGAGCCAGAGGACAUCGGAAUUGGCAGCAUUGCCGUGGAAGACGUCACCGAAUCCUCCGAUCCCACCGGCGCGCCAGGACAUGGAGGCCCUACGCUUCUUAGAGAGGAUGGCCAGGGAGGCCUUGAGGAGGUUGAAUAUACCCCGGCUUUCAAGACCCGCGAGCCUGCAGAUGCACAAGCAGGCGAAGAGGCGGAGAUCGACCUCGAUCUCGAUCUAGAAGCCCUCAACAAGGACCCACGCAUCAAGUACUUGCAGGGUGUGGCAAAGAACCAGCGUCAAUACGAGGCCCUUCUUCAACUCCAGGCCGAUUUCGAGGCAGCCAGCCUCCAGACGCUGAUAGACGAGGAGGCUCAAAUAGCCGCUGCGGAAGCCGAAAUGGCUCAGGCAGGGGAGCCCGAGCACGGUGCACCGGCCGAGCAGGAGGCCAAGGAAUUUGCAUGGGAUGUUCAAGAAGGGGCGGGACUUGAUGCGGAUGAAUACAAGGCUCGUGAGGUGGAUCAAUGGGAAGAGAGGCAGAGAGAAACCGAUCGCCUUCACGAGCUGACCCUUGAGGGGCAAUCCAGGACCAACCCCAGCACUAUCUUUAUUCCCAAGGAGAGCAUUGUUGAGCCCAUCACGAAGCUCCUGAAGAGAACGGAUCCGAAGCACGUCAAGGAAGCAGCAGAGAAUGUGUUUGGUGGCCCGGGACUGCCUUUCUCUGCGCGUACGCCGUACAACAUGAGGAAUGCAAAGCAAGUUGGAGUUGCGUUGAGGGCUACCGACCACCGCAUGUCAGAGAUCGAGGCCGAUGCUUACAUGGCGACGGUCCUGCCAACUACGUACUCUACGAUAACCAGUAUCCUAUCAGAAGUUCGCAAGAGGUUGGGCACCGAGUGGCUCCGCGGAUUGAUGCAAAAGAACGAGGGCAAGGGUCCGCGAGUUCUGGAUGUGGGCGCAGCUGGCGCAGGCCUGCUUGCCUGGCAACAUGUUGUUGAGGCGGAGUCGGAGGUGAUGCGGUCGCAGGGCAUCUGGAACAGCCUCGAGGUUCCCAUCGGAAAGAGAACGGCGCUUGUCGGUAGCAACUUCUUGAGGCAUCGCGUGUCCCAGUUGUUGGAGAACACAACCUUCAUUCCCCGCCUGCCCGAUUACCUACACUCGGCCGUAAACGUCUCCAAGCACAUUGAUGCGCCGGCUGACCCCAAGGAGAGGAAGACGUACGACGUCAUCAUGAUGUCGCACGUACUGAUGCCGCUCGACAAGCAGUUCAAGCGUGAGGCUUUGCUCGACAAUCUCUGGUCCCAGCUGAACCCCGACGGCGGUAUCCUGAUUGUGAUGGAGAAAGGGCACCCGCGUGGCUUUGAGGCCGUCGCAGAUGUGCGGAUGCGUCUUUUGGACGAGUUCAUCGUUCCUCCUGGCUCAACAUUCUCUAGCAAGGCCACUGGCGCGGACUUGGAGGACCAUAUCCAGACCAAGGAAUCGAAGGAGAGGGUGCGUGAGCAUGGUAUGAUCAUCGCGCCGUGCACUAACCACAAGACCUGUCCCAUGUAUCAAACACCUGGCUUUACGUUUGGCCGCAGGGACUUCUGCCAUUUCUCGCAACGCUUCAUCCGCCCGCCCUUCUUCCAAAAGGUCCUCGGUGGCGUCCAUCAGAACCACGAGGACGUCGACUUCAGCUACCUAGCUGUCCGUCGCGGCGGCGGCCAGUCUGCGGAGUCGUCGUCCACCGAGGCCACCACCGGCGGCGACAUGGAUACCAACACCAGAAGGUCGCCCCCAAGCGGCCCCUGGCAGGGCAAAGAGGCGACCGAUCGUGCCUUUGAGGGCUACGGCAAGAAGGGUGAGGCGCCACCUUCGAUGUUGUCCCUCCCGCGCAACAUCCUCCCACCGCUCAAGCGGACGGGUCACGUUGUCAUGGACGUGUGCACCCCUGACGGCAACAUCGAGCGCUGGACGGUACCCAAGUCGCACGGCAAGCAGGCGUAUCACGACGCGCGCAAGGCCCGAUGGGGUGACCUGUGGGCCCUCGGCGCCAAGCAGCGUGAGCUCCGCAAGGUCAGGCUGGGGAAGCCCGGCACCGAGGUGCUCAACGACCGCGCCAACCCGCUCGGCGGUAAGGGCGACGGUGGCGUGCGGGCGCGUCGGGCGCUGGCGCAGGCCCAGGCCAGGAGCCAGCUCGACAAGAUCAACCUCGACGUGAGCCAGACUGGCAACAUCGAGGGCGCGUCCCACAAGGCGCGGCAGCACCAGGUGGAGAGGAGAACCAAGAAGGGAAGACUGCCGCCUAAGCAUUCGGAGCUGGACAGGUUGAAGAAGGAGAGCAACGAGGAUGAGUUUGACGACGACGAAGACAUGGAUCCGGAGGUGGCCAAGGCGCUUCCCGCGACUGCCCUCGCACUCCCCACGCCCUCGGACGGCGCUAAGACUCAGGUGGUAGUUGCAAGUCGUGACGUUUCCGCUGUCAACCCCACCAAUCCCUCAUCGGAGAUUCACGACCAUGUCGAUCAGAAGCUGCCAGACGGUCUUGUCGUCGAGCAGGGCCUGGGACUUGCAGCCCGCUCCCAUGAUGACUUGACCCUCGUGGAUCCAGGGCCACAGAAAGUUCCCGCGACUCCCCUCGGUGGCGAUGAUCUCGACGAGCUGCACAAGAGGUGGUUUGGCAGUUGGGUCAAGGACAAGUGGAAGAAGGGCACGGGAGCGGUCAAGAAUUUCUUCAGCUGA
This is a messenger RNA of Pyricularia pennisetigena, 3543 nucleotides long. RefSeq lists its product as uncharacterized. The coding region runs from base 1 to 3543 and encodes 1180 amino acids. Gene Ontology annotation, cellular component: mitochondrial small ribosomal subunit. Gene Ontology annotation, molecular function: methyltransferase activity; structural constituent of ribosome. Gene Ontology annotation, biological process: translation. The transcript is spliced from 5 exons. The record is from RefSeq and is a predicted model, not a curated record. NCBI's taxonomy places the organism in Eukaryota, Fungi, Ascomycota, Sordariomycetes, Magnaporthales, Pyriculariaceae.